This is a messenger RNA of Cicer arietinum (chickpea), 978 nucleotides long. RefSeq lists its product as uncharacterized. Gene Ontology annotation, molecular function: S-adenosylmethionine-dependent methyltransferase activity. The record is from RefSeq and is a predicted model, not a curated record. NCBI's taxonomy places the organism in Eukaryota, Viridiplantae, Streptophyta, Magnoliopsida, Fabales, Fabaceae.
AUAUAUAUAUAUAUACAGAAUUUAGCGGUUGAUAUAUUUGAUAAAAGUAAUAUGAUAUGAUAUGGCAGAGCUAUUUGUGAAUCAGGCAAAGGAAUACGCAAAUGCAAGGCCAAGUUAUCCAAAUAAACUCUUUCGAUUCAUAGCCUCCAAAACACCUUCUCACAACCUUGCUUGGGAUGCCGCCACCGGUAGCGGCCAAGCUGCCAAAUCAUUGGCUUCAAUGUACAAGAAUGUAAUAGCAACAGAUGUUAGUAAGAAACAACUUGAGUUUGCAAUAAAACUCCCUAAUGUGCGAUACCAACAUACCCCUUCAAUAAUGUCCAUGUCCGAACUUGAAGAAAUAGUGGCACCUGAAGGAACCAUGGAUCUCGUGACCAUUGCACAAGCCCUUCAUUGGUUUGACCUUCCAACUUUCUAUAAACAAGUCAAAUGGAUUCUCAAGAAACCUCAUGGAGUUUUUGCUGCUUGGUGUUACAAUUUGCCUAGAGUUUGUGAUGAGGUAGACACUAUACUUGAUAAAUUGUAUUCUACUAAUGCAAGCUCUUUUUCCGACCCAUUAAUUAGAUUCAUAGAUAGCAACUAUAGAAGCAUUGAUUUUCCAUUUGAGGCAGUGGAUGGAGCUGAUCACACAGGACCAUUUGAGUUUGUCAAAGAGAAUUUGAUGGAUUUAAAUGAUUACUUAACUUAUAUAAGAUCAUGGUCAGCGUAUCAAACUGCAAUUGAAAAAGGUGUGGAGCUUCUUGGAGAUGACGUUCUUCAAAAAUUUAACCUUGCUUGGGGUGAAGAUGUCCAUAAAGUUGCCAAGUUUCCAAUUUAUCUUAGAAUUGGAAAGUAGUUUUAUAUUGGAAUCAAGAAUCUCCUAUGGUACUUACUGGUUAUAAAAUUAAAUUAUGUUGCAAUAAUAAGUUCUCAUUAGAGAUUAAUGUAAACUCAAUUUCUAUUGCUUUUAAUGACAAUUUCUCCAAAACUAUUUUGUCA